Molecule: messenger RNA, 3842 nt
Organism: Gadus morhua (Atlantic cod)
Lineage: Eukaryota; Metazoa; Chordata; Actinopteri; Gadiformes; Gadidae
Exons: 16
Coding region: 308-3073 (921 amino acids)
Source: RefSeq, a predicted model, not a curated record
CUUAUGUCUUUCAGUUCAAGUGACAGCAGCAUUGGGUCUGAUCAAAGUAACUCUUUAUUUGGUGCAGUUUAGUCUCCUCUCUCAAGGAGAAUAUUAAACACAAUUACCAAUAACUGACAUGAAGGUCGAUUUGCCGUGCAUGGAUCAUAGAAGGAGUGGUCACAGAGGGACAAUCGCUAUAAGUGGAAGUUUCCUAACUUCUGUAUUUAAGUACACCUUUGCCUAAGAACGCAUUAGUGCAACACUGUUGUUCAUUUAGAACUAACCCUGCCAGUUGGCUGUAGAAAACCACCUACUGCUCUCGGAGAUGAGGUUCACAAGAUGCAUCACGAUGAUCAAGUUGGAAAUGCUACUGAAUGUCAUCUUUGUUUCGGGUGGUGAGGAAUCCUGUCCUGCAGCCCUUAAUGCAUCUAUGCCAAACAAGAUGGAGGCAUUGAGUGACACCUGUUUGCAAAUUCCAUGUUCAUUUGAUUCAGUACCAUCAAAUAAAAUAGAUAAAAACAAAAACAUUUUGGGUGCAUGGAUCAAAUCUGACCACGCUUUUGACGGUCAUCCAGAAAAUGUGGUUUUCCACGCCAGCAAAACCAAUAAUAUAUAUCCUAUUAGUAUCAUUGGGAAUAUGACAGAAUACAACUGCACAACUGUUUUUACAAACAUGAAAUCAAGUUAUGCUGACGUAUAUUACUUCAGAGUGGAAAGCACCGGUUUCAGUGCAACUGACGUCUGCAAUCCUCUUAAAAUCACAGUUAAAGAUUCAGCCCCAGCACCCUCCAUACAGACCCUGCCGGAGGGACCACUAACGGAGGGGAGCAGGUUAACGUUCACCUGCAGGGCCAUCGCACCCUGUCCCACCCAGCCGCCUCACCUGAGCUGGAUCCAGUCAGGAGGCCCUGAGGGCCGGCUGGAGCCACACGGAGACCAAGAGCCUAACGUCAGGACCCGGCAGCUGAAUAUCACUCUGUCGGACCGACAUGACGGGGUCCGCCUCACCUGUCUGGCAGAGUAUCCCGUGAACAACUCAGCAGGCGGGCCCAGCAUCAGAACAGCAGAGAGCGUCGUGACGCUCAAGGUUUCCUAUUCCCCGAAGGAUACCCAGGCCUCCGUCAGCCCCCCCACGGUGUCGCUGGGCAGUGUGGUCAACCUGACGUGCACCAGCAGAGCCAACCCCCCCGUUCUCCGGUUCACCUGGUUCAGGAGCAGUGCGGAGGGACCCCUGAACGUGUCAGAUGGAUCUUUGUACAGCUUCAAUGUGUCCAGCUACAGAGGAAUCUACUACUGCGUGGCCACGAAUCCCUUGGGAAACCAAACAUCAAAAGAGAUUACGCUAACUGUCAGCGGUGAAAGCGAUGAAUUGAAUGACCCUCUGAUAGUUGGUGGAUUCUUUGGAACCGUCUUCUUUAUUGGUCUGAUCAUCUGUGUCCUGUGGUUACUGAAGAAACGUUCAACACAGCAACAGAAUCCAAUAUUCGAGGCGUCAGACAAGCAGGUGGAAGAGGAGAUCCACUACGGAGAGAUCGACUUUGCCAAGCGAGGUGCUGUGCAGAACCCGGUGUUCCCCCAGGGGGAGGAGCAGACCUCAGAGUAUGUUGAGAUCACUGCUCAACAGGCUAAGAACACACAGAUCAGGGCUGAACUGGAGAGGAUUAGUGCAACACUGUUGUUCUUUUACAACAAACUGCCAAAGAACAAAAAGCACCUACUGCUCGCGGAGAUGAGGUUCACAAGAUGCAUCAUGAUGAUACAGUUUGAAAUGCUACUGAACGUCAUCUUUGUUGCAGGUGGUGAGGAAUCCUGUACUGCAGCCCUUCAUGCAUCUAUGCCAAACAAGAUGGAGGCAUUGAGUGACACUUGUUUGCAAAUUCCAUGUUCAUUUGAUUUAGUACCAUCAAAUCUACUCGAUAAACUCAACAUCUUUAUUGGUUUAUGGCUAAAAUCGACUCACCAUUUUGGGCCUAAUCCAGAAAGUGUGGUUUUCAACGGCAGCAAAACCAAUAAUACCUAUCCAAUUAGUAUCAUUGGGAAUAUGAGUGAAUACAACUGCACAACCUUUUUUACAAACAUGAACUCAAGUUAUGCUGACACAUAUUACUUCAGAGUGGAAAGCACCAGUUUCAAGGCAACUGACACCUGCAAUCCUCUUACAAUCACAGUUAAAGAUUCAGCCCCAGCACCCUCCAUACAGACCCUCCCGGAGGGACCACUAACGGAGGGGAGCAGGGUAACGUUCACCUGCAGGGCCUUCGUACCCUGUCCCAAACAGCCGCCUGACCUGAGCUGGAACCAGUCAGGAGGCCCUGAGGGCCGGCCGGAACCGCACGGAGACCAAGAGCCUAACGUCAGGACCCGGGGGCUGAUUAUCACUCUGUCGGACCGACAUGACGGGGUCAACCUCACCUGUCUGGCGGGUUAUCUGGUGAACGACACAGCAGGCGGGCCCAGCAACAGAACAGCAGAGAGCGUUGUGACGCUCAACGUUUCCUAUUCCCCGAAGGAUACCCAGGCCUCCGUCAGCCCCCCCACGGUGUCGCUGGGCAGUGUGGUCAACCUGACGUGCACCAGCAGAGCCAACCCCCCCGUUCUCCGGUUCACCUGGUUCAGGAGCAGUGCGGAGGGACCCCUGAACGUGUCAGAUGGAUCUGUGUACAGCUUCAAUGUGUCCAGCUACAGAGACAUCUACUACUGCGUGGCCACGAAUCCCUUGGGAAACCAAACAUCAAAAGAGAUUACGCUACCCAUCAGCGAAUUGAAUGUCCCUCUGAUAAUUGGUGGAUUCUUUGGUACCAUCUUCUUUAUUGGUCUGAUCAUCUCUGUCCUGUGGUUACUGAAGAAACCUUCAACACAGCAACAGGUCACGUAUUCAUGUAUCAAUGCUCAAAAUCCAAUAUGUGAGGCGCCAGACAAGCAGGAGGAAGAGGAGAUCCACUAUGGAGAGAUCGACUUUGCCAAGCGAGGUGCUGUGCAGAACCCAGGCCGGGUGUUCCCCCAGGGGGAGGAGCAGACCUCAGAAUACGUUGAGAUCACUGCUCAACAGGCUAAGAACUCACAGAUCAGGGCUGAACUGGAGAGGAGCUGAAUAGUUUGGACUGGGAUCUCUUUAUCAUCCACUUAUGUCAGUGUAAACAUAUCCUGCUUAAGCAUCUAUGGCUUUCUGCAAAACGUUUCUAAAACAUGGCACCCCUUAUGGAUUUUGGUCUCCAAGGCACAGAAUAAACAAAAACAAAAGUUUGUACGACUCUCUGCAGGGCUAGUUGCUGUUUAGGAAAUCAACAGCACAACAAAUGUUAGGAAUGACCGCUUUUAUAAAAUGCUGCAAAGAAACACCAAACUGCUCUUCAUUCAAUUUUAAGGGACACCUCAAAAUAAAAUGCUGCGAUAGGAAUACAUAUGCAAUGCAUUGUAUGAAGCUGGCAUAGUAUGCAAAUGAGUCAUAAGUACAAUUUAAAUGAAAUCAUCCAAUCCAACCCUUUUCCAAAAAUGCCCCCUCUAUAAAGUGGACAAUAUUUAAACGUAAAUAAGUGGGCAGGAGAAACUCCACCCAUUGGAGAGCGAGUAUGUCCACAGGGGACGAGGAUGUGAUGUGAAAGGUGACACAGAUUAUAAAGUUCAGCCAGUUACCCAAUGGGUGGAGUUCGUCCCACCCACUCAUUUGCAUUUUAAUAUUGUCUACAUUGAAGCGUGCCAUAGUUGGAAAAUGCAAACCAAAUUGCUUUAAUUUUUAUUUGGAUAUUGUCCACAUUUAAGCAGACAUGUUUUAAAAUGCAGAGAGAUAGCAUUUUAAUUGUAUAUCUGACUCAAAUAAUGUGUGUAUGUUCUGAAAAAUAAAAAGCAUUAGUUCUAUUGCA